AAUCUAACUCCAUGUGGACAGAGAGGGUUUGUAAACAUGUCUUCGCGAAGGCCAGAGAGACAGGCGCCUCCUGAAGUGUAUUAUGGAAUAGAUGAGGCAAGGAAAUAUACUCAAAACACACGUAUAAUUGAAGUCCAAGAGAAAUGUACCCAACGUGCCUUAGAAUUGCUGGCUCUUCCAGAGGACACACCAGCUCUCCUGCUCGACCUGGGCUGUGGGUCAGGACUCUCUGGGGAAACAAUCACGGACAAUGGCCACAUGUGGGUGGGCAUGGACAUAUCUCCAGCUAUGUUAGACACUGCUCUGGAGAGAGAGGUUGAAGGAGAUAUUCUACUAGGAGACAUAGGCCAGGGAGUUCCUUUCCGGGCCGGCAUGUUUGAUGGUGCAAUAAGUAUAUCAGCAGUCCAGUGGCUAUGCUAUGCUGACACAGCGAGCCACAAACCUGCUAAGCGUCUCUACAAAUUAUUUAUGUCUCUGUAUGCAAGUCUGUCUAGAGGAAGCCGUGCAGUGUUCCAGUUUUACCCAGAGAAUGACGCACAGGUGGAACUGAUCAUUAGCCAAGCAAUGCGAGCUGGAUUUACAGGUGGUCUUGUGGUUGACUUCCCGAAUUCGAGCAAGGCAAAGAAGAUUUACCUUGUAUUAAUGACUGGAGGGAAUGCCCAGUUACCGAAAGGACUAGAGGAAGAAGGAGUUAGCAAGACACAGGCACUUUUCCAGCGGAGGGAACGCAUGAAACAGAUUCGUGGAAAGUCUGUUAAGGGACGUUCCUGGGUCAUGCAUAAGAAGGAAAGAAUGAGGAACCAAGGCAAGAAAGUGUGUAAUGACUCAAAAUACACUGGCAGAAAGAGAAGUGGCAGAUUUUAGUUAAUUGUUAUUGCUAGGUUUUGUCAAAGUAAUAUAUAUUUAUUAUAUUAGCAGUGAAUCAUUGAUAACAAAUUUAGGAUUAUGAUAUUGGCAAGUACAUAUGAUUCAAAUGUUUAUGUAUUUUUUUCUCCUUGUUUUUCUUUAUUUUGGUUGUUAAUCUGUUCUUGAAUUUGAUAUUUGGAAACCACUUUUCAGAAUUAUAUUCCUGAACCUGAAUAUCAAUGUCAAAGUGUCUUUAAUACAAAUCAAUACUAUUA
This is a messenger RNA of Penaeus monodon (black tiger shrimp), 1121 nucleotides long. RefSeq names its product probable 18S rRNA (guanine-N(7))-methyltransferase. NCBI's taxonomy places the organism in Eukaryota, Metazoa, Arthropoda, Malacostraca, Decapoda, Penaeidae. The transcript is spliced from 7 exons. Gene Ontology annotation, molecular function: rRNA (guanine) methyltransferase activity. Gene Ontology annotation, biological process: rRNA (guanine-N7)-methylation. The record is from RefSeq and is a predicted model, not a curated record. Gene Ontology annotation, cellular component: nucleolus. Bases 37 to 864 code for a protein of 275 amino acids.